Messenger RNA from Alternaria novae-zelandiae, 1149 nucleotides. RefSeq lists its product as uncharacterized. NCBI's taxonomy places the organism in Eukaryota, Fungi, Ascomycota, Dothideomycetes, Pleosporales, Pleosporaceae. The transcript is spliced from 2 exons. The record is from RefSeq and is a predicted model, not a curated record. The coding region runs from base 1 to 1149 and encodes 382 amino acids. Gene Ontology annotation, molecular function: protein binding.
AUGGACGCGGCUUACAAGAAUGGUGACUUCACCGACUUAGUUAUCAGCUGCGGCAACUCGACAUUCGAUGUGCAUUCCGUUGUGGUUGGGUCAGCAUGCGAGUUCUUCGCGAAUAAUAUCAAAUUCGCUGGAAAGGUCAAUCCGCAGCGUUUCGCGCCAACCUCCCGUAUUGACAUUGGACAGGAAGCUGAUGAACGACGUAUCGAUCUGCCGGACGAUGAUCCAGACAUGAUCCGACGCUUAAUCGCUUACCUGUAUCUGGGUGACUACGAUCCCACCGACGACAUUGGCAUCGCCGCGUUCGAACAACUCAAGCAAUAUGACCUCAACACAGCAGCGGCGCCCGCUCACCACCUCCGCAGAGAUGUAUGGGGAAGCUCUCAGCCUCAUGAUCAAUGCGCUUGCCUCGCGUUGAACCUCAAGAAUAUCGAGCAGGCGGAAUUGAAAGUAGAGCAGCAGAAGAAAGCGUCCCAAUACGUCAGCCACCGAAAGCCCGACAACAGCAUCGAAAUCACUAGUCCGCUUACAAUACACGCGAGCAUGUAUGCGCUCGCUGAUAAAUAUCAGGUGAAGGGGCUUAGUCGUCUGGCAAAAACCAAGUUUCGGGAUAGUCUGGAUCACCACGUUGAUUCCGAAGACUUCAUCGCCGCAGUACAGCUCACGUAUAGCAACACCCCAGAGACCAACCGCGGUCUUCGAGACGAGAUAGUGCAGGCUUUCCGGACAUAUUUCAAGGUAGACAUCACCGAGUUACCUGGGCUGGAAUCCAAGCUAGACACCAUUGAUGAGCUGGCUUUUCUGCUUCUCAAAUCCUGGCCCAGAAAGAUGGAAUCUGCAAGCCCUAAGAAGUUUGUCUCAUCUGCGGGUGCCGCUCACACGGCUUCUCAUCUGGUUAUUACCGCUGGCCCGCCCACCUCCGGUACCAACGCGACUUCCGCUUCUUCCAACGCUCCUGCGACGACCACUGGGUUUGCCUCUUAUGCUCGUACAUCGGCGGCCACUACCUCUAGUACUCCAGCCACCGGAAGCUUGUUCGGAAGCUUCCCCCCACGUGCUUCGGGUGGAUUCGCAGGCUUCUCGUUAACACCCAGUAGUACUGGCAACGCGGGAUCAAGUCAACCAGCUCUUCCUUUCGGGUCUCCAGCGUAA